This is a messenger RNA of Micropterus dolomieu (smallmouth bass), 1920 nucleotides long. RefSeq names its product neurotrimin (gene ntm). Gene Ontology annotation, cellular component: neuron projection. The transcript has 8 exons. NCBI's taxonomy places the organism in Eukaryota, Metazoa, Chordata, Actinopteri, Centrarchiformes, Centrarchidae. Bases 518 to 1588 code for a protein of 356 amino acids. The record is from RefSeq and is a predicted model, not a curated record.
GUCUCUGACGUAGCCAGUCGGAAAGUGCUCAUUACAGCCUAUGGAGCACCGAGAGAGAAGCAACUCAAUGACAACCGAUGCAAAUCUCAAACUUGGCGUCUCUCUCUCCCACUGAAUAUGACUAAUGUUUUUUUCUUGUUCGCAUAGCAUUUAGGAAUAUUUACGCUGCAUAUUAACUGUAAAUAGCCUACUGUUUAUUCUUUAUGACUUUAUGUUAAAAAACUUGGUGAAGAAAUAAGGACAGUAGCUACCCGCCGCCGGACCCUUAGUGAGGAGGGAUUCUGGUUUUCUUUUCCUUUAAAAAACAAACAAACAAUAGAAAUCGGAUGUUUUACAGUGCAGUCAGAUAGGGUCGAGUGUCUCUCCUCCCCUGCACACCGCGGCUACCUGGAGAGAAGAUUUGGAUUAAGUCUAAUGAACUGGGGGUAAAUAAUCUCCACGGGACCAUUUACGGGGCGAAACCAGAAUCGUUGUCUCGCUGUGGGAUUUUUUUCUACACAUCUUAAGGCUGAAGACGAUGUCUGUCCGGAGAUACUUUGUCGCUUUUUCCAAAUGCACAGUUCUUCUCUCUCUGAGGAUUUUGCUUCUUGUGCCUGCAGGGUUGCCAGUCCGCAGCCAAGGGGAUUCUCAAUCCGACAACAAAGUGAUGGACAAUAUCACCGUCCGACAAGGAGAGACUGUCUUUCUCAGGUGUGCACAGGGGGACGUUGUCACACACACAGCAUGGCUAAACCGGUCAAGUAUACUGUAUGCCGGAGAAGACAAAUGGUCUGUGGAUCCCAGAGUGAGUCUGGUGACCCUUAAUCAAGAGGAGUUUACCAUCAAGAUUGAACGUGUGGACAUGACAGAUGAGGGGCAGUAUGUGUGCGCAGUCCAGACAAGCAGUCGACCAAGAACCACCUCAGUGCACAUUCUCGUCCAAGUACCACCAAAAAUCAUCAACCUGUCAAGAGAUAUUGUGGUAAAUGAAGGCUCCAACAUCACCCUGAUGUGCCAAGCCAGUGGUAAACCAGAGCCUUCCAUCAGCUGGAAACUCAUCUCCCCUUCAGGGGACCUGGCAUCAGACGAUGAGUACCUGGAAAUCCCAUCUAUCUCCAGACAUAGAGCUGGGACUUACGAAUGCACAGCCGUCAACGAUAUCGACACAGACGUCCAGACCGUAGACAUCACCGUCAACUAUGCUCCAACUGUGUCAGAGGGCAGAGACGUUGGAGUGACUCUGGGCCAAAGAGGAGUGCUGGAGUGUGAGGCUGAUGCAGUGCCUGAGGCAGAUUUUGAGUGGUAUAAAGAUGACAGGAGGAUCCUCAAUGGCUUUGAUGGCAUGGAAAUUGUGAAUACUGGAUCACUGUCGAAGCUGACAUUUUUUAAUGUGUCGGACGGAGAUUAUGGCAACUACACUUGUGUCGCCAUUAACAAACUUGGGAGCUCAAACACAAGCUUCCUUCUGUAUGUGGUAAUUGAACCCACUAGCUCAACGCUACUGCAAGGACCGAGAGCAGUUCAGGAUGGCAGCGGUGGCGCCAUGGGAGUGCACUCACACACCUGUCUCCUCUUCAUAGUGUUUCUGCCGUUCCUGCUCAGAUUUUGAAGAGGAAUGGAUUCGAACACAAAUGUUUGUGUGUGUGCGUGCGUGCGUGUGUGUAUGCGUGCGUGCGUGUGUGCGUCUGAUGUUUUCUUUUCAACCGGAACCAUAAACUGAUGCACAGUGAGUGCAUGAAGUAUCCUGCUACGUAAUUAUGUUGACCCACUAAAUAAGUACGUAACAAAAGUUUCUGUUGUUUUUUUUUUAGAUUUCAAGGAUGUAACAAAUGUUUCACAUUUUAAUUGAAUUAUGUUGGAUAUUUUUCUCUCUAAAUUAUAUAAUUCUGGAUUGUCUCUUUUUAUGUAUAUGUCUCUGAAAAAAAAAAAAUACUUUUUUAA